This is a messenger RNA of Owenia fusiformis, 3728 nucleotides long. NCBI's taxonomy places the organism in Eukaryota, Metazoa, Annelida, Polychaeta, Sabellida, Oweniidae. The record is from the annotation of a GenBank genome assembly.
AUCUCUCAAAGUAAACAUGUGGUGACCAACAUUCAUUUUUGGAGUAUACGUGUGAAUUUCAAAGUGUGAAGUGUUCAGUUGGACUCAGUUGAAAUAGUCAUGGAGACUGAAUAUAUAUACGUGAAAAGCCACUCUUGUGACGCUACCCUCUUGUGACAUCACCAAUACGUGACAUUGGAAAGAUGCAUAGGACUCCCAUAAAGGAGCAGCCAGUUCAGAGCAAUGCACCAGAAUAUGAGAGAUUAUUAAGCCCUACUUCAAUAGAUGGCAGCACCAUACCAGCAUAUAGGGCACCGACAGAGCCAAUCCAUGACCCGUCCAGCUAUGGUACCCCUAAAGUUGCCAUGGCAACCACAAGAGCAAGAAGGGAGUCAAAAUCCAGCAAGAGACCUCCAGACACCAAAGCUGGCUGCAGUAUUGAGACCCCCAUGACGAUUCCUACUGCCCAGGUGCCACCCCAUACUGCAUUGGUGCCCCCUUCCCACCUUGUUGGACCAGAUGAUCCCUAUGACAUCUCAGAUAAACAGCAUUAUGGUGGUCACCCUGCAAAACCAAAUAUGGAGUGUUAUGUAACUGAGGAGCUUGAUGCUGACACUACUGAAUUAAAGUUGUCUAAAAACCACCGACAAAUAAUUCAAAGUAAUCUAGAUCAGGAUUUGAGCUAUGUUCAAGGAAAGUAUCACACUGAUUCAGCGAACCUGCACACAUAUCCUGUUAGAUUAGAGGCUAAUACUAGAAACAUUCAUCCCCAGUAUCAUCAAAUGACUACCCCUUCUACUGAACUAGGAAGCACAGGCUUUAUCUCACACUCUGGUCAACCUUUGACCUCGACCUUUACCUCAACGGGUCAGGGUCACCACCCAAGUAUUAAACACAUAGGUCAAGGUCACCCAUCCAUGACACCUAUUGGCCUUGAUAAACAUUUGACCUCGACAUUCACAUCUGGUCACCCUGGUAUUUCACAAAUAAGCCAGGGUCACCCUUCCAUGACACAUGUGGGACCUGGUCAAAGACACAUGGGAUCUGAAUACCAAAGUCUUCAAGGCCCAAGUCUCUCUCAUACAAGUCCAACUGGGACACGAGGCUCCUCUAGUCAAACUGUGACAUCAUCAGUUGAUGCGAAUUUAGAAUCUUGGCAGUAUGGACAUCGGAAACAGUUACUACGGCAACAGAUCGAUGCAACACAUGGCGGAAUGUCCCAAUUACCUCAGUUCACAUCACUUGCACAUGUGAUGCCACCUAUUGGUGAUGAUGAACAUCGCUGGGGCGCCCUACGUCGUGCUGCAGACAAUAUUCUCAAAGAGAAAGACAUGGUGAUAGAGCGCCAGAAGAUUAAGAUCUUACAACUGGAGCAGCAGAGUAGAGAUAGCGAAUCACAGCUUCAUAAAGCUCUGGUGACGAAUAUCAACAGCACUGGAGAUGGUCUCAAGAUGAAGAACCAGGAGUUGGAAUAUGAGAAUGCCUGCCUCCAAUCCAAACUAAAGGAGUCCAUAUCAGAGAGAGACACAGAGAUCAAAUCUCUUCAAGCCAAACUAGGUCAAGCAGAAUAUGACCUGGAUGAGCUAAGGACACUAACAGAGAAGCAAACAGAUGAACAAUCAAAUGAACUUUUACAACUUAGAGAUCAAAUAGAAGAUAGGGAAACUGAGUUAUCCGAUUGGAGGGGGAAGCACAAUAAAUUGAACGGCAAAUACAAUGCAGUCAAGAAGAAAUUAGAUAGUCUUGAACGCUACCUGGCAGACCUCCCAACUGCUGAGGAGCACAAUCAGUCAUUACAGAAAAUAUCCUUUGAAGAAGAAUCUAGUCUCAAAGAUUCACAAAUAAGUGACCUUGAACAAAAACUUCUUUCAAGAGAACGCCUGAUUUGUGAUCAAAAAAUAAAAAUCGAAGACUUGGAGGACCAAUAUCGAGAUUUGUCUGUCAAAACAGAGCGUUUAGGCAAAGAUAAUAACAAAUUGAAGAAAGAACGUGCAGAGGCUGAUGGUGGUGCCACCAUACGGUUAGAAGAGGAACUAGAAGAGCUGCGAUGGGAUAAUGACAGAAUGAAGUCUGAACUUCUCAGAGCUAGAAAGGUGCUUGAAACUAAACAUAAGGUCCAUAAAGAUGCAGAAAUGAAGAAUAAAGCAAUUGUAAGUGAGCUGGAAGAGCGUAUUAACCAUGAAGAAGCUUCUGUAUUAGCCAUGAGGGAGGAUUCACAAGUAAAGGAAAAGCAAAUGAAGCUUUUGCAGAAGACAAUGAAAGAGGUGAGCAACCAGAAUCAAGAUCUGAUGGAGCGCAACAUGAUGUUACAAGACUUGAUUCAACAGCUAGAGAUGCAGACAGGGGAGGAGAAACAAAAAAUGGAACAGCGACUUCAACUAGAACUAGAUGCCUGCUUCUUGGAACUGAAAUCACUUGUCAACAUCUGUCUACAACAAGCUGAGGGGAAAGAUCCUAAUUUGUCUGCACUACUGGGAGUCCAAUCAUCAAGUCAAAGUGUAACUAUGAACAAAGAGCCUAAAGACACUGCUGAGACAUUGAAGCAGAAGAUACAUAGCGUGAAAAUGCUACGUAAAGAUAUUGACUCAAUGAGAGCUCACAUAUCAAACAAAUAUGCUGAGUUGAUGGGAGAAGCUCUAAGCUGUACAACUCAAUAGUCAUAGGACAAUUAUUUUUAAUACUCUUUGUGUCAGAUACACUCUGAUGUCAUUAACAAUCUGAUUUUAAAUACUGAUGUCAAGUAAAGUUAUAAUCAUCUUCACACCCUUGGUCAGCAGACUGACCGAUGGGAGUCAACGGAAUGAAAAUGGUCAUAAUCAUAUUGAUCAAAUACACUCUGACUUCAACAGCACUCUGAUGUCAAACAAAUUUGAUGUCAAAUUCUUAGAAAAGAAAUACUGAGUGUUCAGAUUGUAAGAUAUUUUGUAAGAUAAAACCCAUAACACCUCUAUGUUGGUGAAUACUCAUAUUUAAAGAAAUCCAGUUCGAAUACAUGUUUUUUAAAGGGUGUUCAAAAUUUUCUGGUUAUUUACUUCACCAAGCCAAAUAAGCCAGAAAAAUGGGAGAAAUAUGAUCCACGUUAAUUAGACGAGGGCACUCCCCUGCUACUAGGGUUAAUGUAACUGUCCUUUCCAAGGCAGUUUAGCAUGGAAGUGGAAAUUCUAAAUAUGAUAUUAUGCUAUAUUUAAGGAACAAACAGCAACAACCAAACAUUUGAUGGCUACUUCUGUAUAUAAUAGCUGAUAUUUAUCCAAAUGAGAACAUGAGCCAGUAAAACAAUUAAAAAAAUUGUUACACUAAAGUUUUAUCAGAAGUUAUUGGAUAUCUUAUAAUGCUUUUACUUUUGGAUAUUUUAAGUUCAUUUUUACAUGUUUACCUUAUAGGGUUUUUAAAAAACAGACAUGACCUAUUUUGAGCUCAGGAAGUGUUAAAUAAGUAAGUAUCAGCUUGUAUGAUGGUGAUUUAUGAGUAUAAGUAAGUUUUUCCUCUCAUCCAUUUUUAUGUGAACUAUUGUCAUGUUUGGAAGCCAUAGGAAUAAAAAAAAUAUAUAUUCACUCACUCAUCAGCUAUCACAGUUUCAGCACAUUUCAGCAACUUUACUUAUGACUGAAUGUCCAAAAGUCACUUCCAUCCAUGUACUAUUUCCAAUGCAUCGGAACCAAAAAAGAUUAGCAUGUUUAUGUAUAAACAUUAAUUUGUAAAUCUUACUAUUUUUAAUGUAGUGUAUUUAAUAAAUAUUUAUAUUGUUA